Acipenser ruthenus (sterlet) is the source of this 2475-nucleotide messenger RNA. Its product is annotated as serine/threonine-protein phosphatase 2A 55 kDa regulatory subunit B alpha isoform. Lineage: Eukaryota; Metazoa; Chordata; Actinopteri; Acipenseriformes; Acipenseridae. Gene Ontology annotation, cellular component: protein phosphatase type 2A complex; cytosol. The coding region runs from base 226 to 1566 and encodes 446 amino acids. Gene Ontology annotation, molecular function: protein phosphatase regulator activity; protein binding. The transcript is spliced from 10 exons. The record is from RefSeq and is a predicted model, not a curated record. Gene Ontology annotation, biological process: peptidyl-serine dephosphorylation.
CCAGUGACGUUCCCGAGCAUGACGUCAGUGCGGGAGGAGGAGGAGGAGGAGGAGGAUGCGCCAUUUUGAAAGUGGAAGGAGAGAGGAGGAUCAGAGAGGCAGGGGAGCGCUGAGCUUCACAAUCCAUCCCCAUCCUCAUUGAGUGCCAGCGUUCACUACACACAGCCUGGCGAAAGUAGCGCUCGCAGACACGCAGUCAGCGCCAGGGACAGCCGUAAGCACACCAUGGCAGGAGGCGGGGGUAAUGAUGUGCAGUGGUGCUUCUCUCAGGUGAAGGGGGCCAUCGACGAUGACGUUGCUGAAGCUGAUAUUAUUUCGACAGUGGAGUUCAAUCACUCUGGAGAGCUGCUGGCGACGGGCGACAAGGGAGGCAGAGUCGUCAUCUUCCAGCAGGAGCCAGAGAAUAAGAGCCAGCCGCAGUGCCGAGGAGAGUACAACGUUUACAGCACCUUCCAGAGUCACGAGCCGGAGUUCGACUACCUGAAGAGCUUGGAGAUCGAGGAGAAGAUCAACAAGAUCCGCUGGCUGCCCCAGAAGAAUGCAGCGCAGUUCCUGUUGUCCACAAACGAUAAAACUAUAAAGCUGUGGAAGAUCAGUGAACGAGACAAGAGACCAGAGGGGUACAACCUGAAAGAGGAGGAUGGGAGGUACAGGGACCCCACCACAGUCACAACACUACGGGUGCCGGUAUUCCGGCCCAUGGAUCUCAUGGUGGAAGCGAGUCCUCGCAGGGUGUUUGCGAACGCGCACACCUACCACAUCAACUCCAUCUCCGUCAACAGCGACUACGAGACCUACCUGUCUGCGGACGACCUGCGCGUCAACCUCUGGCACCUGGAGAUCACUGACCGCAGCUUCAAUAUUGUCGAUAUCAAGCCGGCCAACAUGGAGGAGCUGACGGAGGUGAUCACGGCCGCAGAGUUCCACCCCAACCAGUGCAACACCUUCGUCUACAGCAGCAGCAAGGGCACCAUCCGGCUGUGCGACAUGAGAGCGUCGGCACUGUGCGACAAGCACUCCAAACUGUUUGAGGAGCCAGAGGAUCCCAGCAACAGGUCGUUCUUCUCUGAAAUCAUCUCCUCCAUUUCGGACGUCAAGUUCAGUCACAACGGACGCUACAUGAUGACAAGGGACUACCUGUCUGUCAAGAUCUGGGACCUGAACAUGGAGUCUAGGCCGGUGGAGACCUACCAGGUUCACGAGUACCUCAGGAGUAAGCUGUGUUCGCUGUAUGAGAACGACUGUAUUUUCGACAAGUUUGAGUGCUGCUGGAACGGGAAUGACAGCGUGGUGAUGACCGGCUCCUACAACAACUUCUUCCGCAUGUUCGACCGCGGGCAGAAGAAGGACGUGACCCUGGAGGCGUCGCGGGAGAGCAGCAAGCCGCGCGCAGUGCUGAAGCCGCGCAAGGUGUGUGGCGGGGGCAAGAGGAAGAAGGACGAGAUCAGCGUGGACAGCCUGGACUUUAACAAGAAGAUCCUGCACACCGCCUGGCACCCCCAGGAGAACAUCAUCGCGGUGGCCACUACCAACAACCUGUACAUAUUCCAGGACAAACUGAACUGACCUCCCGUCCGAGGGGGGGGGGGGGGGGGGGUAAUAAAGACCAACCCGGGGGAGAGGGGGGAUACAACAGAGUGCCCACUUUCUGUAUUGUCAGUCUAGCCGAACUGUAGCCUUUGUGUGUGGGGAGGGGAGGGGAGGGGAGGGGAUGGGAUGGAUGUUUCCAUGCAGCUAGCUCUUGGUUUUUUCAUUUUGUGCCAUUUUUCAUUUCUGCUCAUUUUUUUUUUUUAAUGGUUAUAAAUAUUAUUUUGACACGUGGAUGUUGUUUUUGGGCCUCAACACGCCCCUCUCCCCUUUUGCUCGAACCCCUGUGCGACAGCCUCGCUCCUCACUCCCUCACCAGCCUCUAUAGCUGGGGCAGAACCCAGUUUGCCAAUACCUCCCCCCUCCUGCUCUCCGUUGCAAAGACACACGGUUCAUUAAUCUCAUCCCAGCUGUACAAAAGGGGGACUUUUUUUAAAUGAUAUAAAAAAUUCUACAAAUCUAACGGUCAUUGUUUUCGUCCACUACUGUUAGCUGUAGAUGAGGGGCAGGUGUUUCUUGUUCGGCUGGUUUAACUGAUCUGAGCAGCGGCCAGAGAGACCAAGUAGCCGUGCAUGCAGUGCUGCUGGAUGGGCUGUUGAUAACUGGUGUGUGUUUGGUGUCUGGCUGGACCUGUCCUGCACGACGGCACCCCUCUCCCCUCCACAGCAGGACAGCUUGACUGUUUCGACACUUCGCUGACCGCUGCCCAGCUCCGGACAGGUCCGCGGUCUGGCCUUCAUGGAGGGGAAAAAAAUAAGUCAGUCCCUCUUAUGAUUUUUUUUUUUUUUUACCUCUUCAAGCCAAACUUAAAAUUAUUAAACAAUAAUAAUAAUAUUAAUAAUAAACUGUACUUUACAAAAACAAGUAAAUCUUUUUUUUUUAUAAAAA